AUGAAGAUUUCCCGUCAAACGACACAAGCUAUAUCUACGGACACCGACACUCUUAGUGAUACUGAUAGUUUAUAUACCCCCGAAAAUGAUGGGCAGAAAUCAAAGCCAUACACUUUACACCAGUCUUUACCUUCCUCAUCAUCAUCAAGUAGCCAAUUGCUGAAGGAUGAUGCACAGAAAAUAACUUCUGUUAUGGAACCUGUGCCCACCAUCAGUAAACGUAAUACGCGUAAGAAAUGGACUUCUGAAAUGAAUGAAUUCAUAUUGCGUACUUACCUCUAUUUAACAAUGAUGGAGACUGACACUGAAGGUUAUUUACAACCAUUACACAUGAAAUUCAUAGAACCAUUCCCAGAUAUGCAGAACAAAUAUUUAAGUGUUGACCGCUUAGAAAUAAUUAAGAAUGACUUGCAAAAACAACAUAACGAUAUACAAGCCAAUGACUACUCAAUGCUUCAGAUAAGUAUCUCAAACAACGAAGAAACAGAUACAGAAAGUUUACAUUUAAAUGCAGAAAACCACACAGAAAAUGAAAAUGAAAAUUUACAUUACAGAGAAAAGAUAAUUGCUAUAGAUGAAAUGUUUGCUAAAGCUUUAGAAUUUUAUGCUAAUACAAAACUGAAAGGCAAUUUAUACCAAAGCAGAGGUCAUCAAAAAAAUUAA
Molecule: messenger RNA, 663 nt
Organism: Parnassius mnemosyne (clouded apollo)
Lineage: Eukaryota; Metazoa; Arthropoda; Insecta; Lepidoptera; Papilionidae
Source: the annotation of a GenBank genome assembly